Messenger RNA from Dovyalis caffra, 705 nucleotides. The record is from the annotation of a GenBank genome assembly. Lineage: Eukaryota; Viridiplantae; Streptophyta; Magnoliopsida; Malpighiales; Salicaceae.
AUGGCUAAAGCUAAAGCAACGAGACGCACGCUCGACUCCUACACUGUUAAACCCAGCAACAAAAUCAUUAAACCCGGAGAUUGCGUGUUGAUGCGACCAUCGGAUCCGUCGAAGCCCUCAUACGUGGCAAAGGUUGAGCGGAUCGAAUCCGACGGUAGAGGACUCAACGCCAGGGUACAUGUGCGGUGGUAUUAUCGCCCGGAGGAAUCAAUUGGUGGCCGCCGGCAGUUUCAUGGCUCAAAGGAGGUUUUUCUCUCCGAUCAUUAUGAUAUUCAGAGUGCAGAUACUAUUGAAGGAAAGUGUACGGUUCAUAGUUUCAAGAGUUAUACGAAGCUUGAUGCUGUCGGAAACGAUGAUUUCUUUUGUCGUUUUGAGUAUAAUUCGUCUACUGGGGCUUUUAAUCCUGAUAGAGUUGCCGUGUAUUGUAAAUGUGAGAUGCCUUACAAUCCGGAUGACUUGAUGGUUCAGUGUGAAGGCUGUAGUGAUUGGUUUCAUCCUGCUUGUAUAGAAAUGAAUGCAGAGGAAGCUAAAAGACUUGAUCAUUUCUUCUGUGAGAAUUGUUCAUCUGAAGGCCAGAAGAAGUUGCAGAAUUCACAUAAUACCAGACAAUCAGAUGCGAAGGUGGAAACAAAGAGGCGCCGAAGGCUUCAAGCAAACACGGAGGCAAAGAUAUCUGCAUCACAAGCUGUUGUAUUUCUGAGUUAA